CAUCAUAUCAUGUAUCUUUGAACUCUUACUGCUCUUUGAGCUCAAUUAUAAUACCCAGCCUGUAUAGCUCAACUUACCUUAAGAAGUCUGAGAUCAAAUCAUGUUACCAGCCUCCAUCAUUGCUUAUUUUUCUUUUUUUCUAGUGGCAGAGGCAGCGGUGACUUUGCAACAGGAAAAAAUAACACUAACAAAAACUGAUGGCCAAAUAGCCCAGAUCCGAUGCAGAGUCUCUGGAACAAGCUUUGCCACAGCAACAAUCCACUGGUACCAGAGACAAGAUGGUGAAGUCAUGAAGAGGAUUCUUUAUGUAGCUGAUAAAACGGCUCAGUACGACAACAAAAGAGAUGCAGAUGUGUUUGUGGUGGGCAACAUUCCUGGAGAACAUUUCACCGAGAGAUACUUAGCAAUACGAUCUGUGAAAUCCAGCUACUCUGCAACAUAUUACUGUGCGUGCUGGGACGCCCACAGUAAAUUAAACCCUAUAGACAACCUGUUCAAAAAGAUUUAGAGAUAAUGCACUGUACAGUUUCCAACAAACUUCAGAAACCUCA
This is a messenger RNA of Lepisosteus oculatus (spotted gar), 551 nucleotides long. Lineage: Eukaryota; Metazoa; Chordata; Actinopteri; Semionotiformes; Lepisosteidae. The record is from RefSeq and is a predicted model, not a curated record.